Molecule: messenger RNA, 1346 nt
Organism: Orussus abietinus
Lineage: Eukaryota; Metazoa; Arthropoda; Insecta; Hymenoptera; Orussidae
Exons: 6
Coding region: 197-1066 (289 amino acids)
Source: RefSeq, a predicted model, not a curated record
UUUAUGUGUUCUUUAAAAAAAAAAAAAGAAGAAAUGGAAAUGUAAGUAAUUUUUAUAUGAAUAUAUAUAAUAUGUAUUAACUUAUAAAUACUAAUAUGAAUGCAACUGUACUGUUUAUUUAAGAUAUGUAAACGUAUGUAAUUCAUUUUGUAGGUCAGUGAAGAAAAGUCGGCAAGGGAGAGUCAAUCUGCGACAAAUGAAUGCCAUGAUAGACUACAUGGAAAAACAUCCCCAUGUAGCAAGAAAUAAAUUUACGACGCUACAUGGCAAAGAGAAUAUUGAAGGGAGUUGGAACGCGAUGGCCGAUUAUUUAAACUCGCUAUCGAAUGACACCAAAGUGAAGGACGUUAAGUCUUGGAAAACGACAUGGAGAGAUUAUAAAACAAAAGUAUCCGAGAAAGUGCGCAAAUUAAGAAGCAACAGAGCACAGACGGGAAACAAAACCAUCGACAUUAUUCUUAACGAUUUGGAUAAGCGUGUUUUAGGAAUCAUAGGCCACCAAUAUGCUUCAGGCGUUGACCCAUGCCCGGAUGCCUUUCCGGAAGAACAUCCAAACGUUUUAGAAGAAUUAACUGCGGGGGACACCACAGUUCUAGAGAUAGCACCAGCCUGUAUUCAAUUUAAUGAUAAAGGUGAACAGUGGUUAGAGUACUUAGAAGAUGAAGUGCCGCCUGAUUUUCUGGCAAAUGAAGCCAUACAGCAGGUAGAAUCUCCACCAGCCAUAGAAGCUACCGAAGAAGAAAAAAAGAUAAGAAAAACAGCGGGAAAGGAAAAAAUAAAAACGAAACCAAAAAGGAAUAGGAUUCACGAUCAAAGAUUAGGAGAGCAACUUGCAAGUGCAAGACAGUCAUUUACUAAUAUAAGCGAAAAACAUGCAAAUGCAAUGGAAAUGUUAGCCCAUGCUAUGAACGUUCAGGCGGAAGCAACUAAAGUGCAAGCGGAAGCGACUAAAGUGCAAGCAGAAGCAAAUCUACGCAUUGCUGAAGCCAUCGAAAAAAUGGCAGAAAAUUCGGCACAGCAAACACGUUUGAUGGAAUUGUUAUUGAGAAAUAAAAAUGAUAAAUAAUGCAAUAAUUACAAUGUUUACAUUUAUUAUAUUCAUUUAUAUAUACAAUUGGAAAAUGUUACUAAAUGCAUAUUAGUUUCCUAAAAGUUACCCAGUGCAUGUUUUUGCUAUUUAACGUUUGUGUUAAUAUGUACUACUAUAUAUUACAAAUGUUGCAGAACAACUAACAAAUACAUCGGGUACGAUUUAGAAGACUACCCUGUAAGAAGACUGAAAUAGAAUGGAAUGAAUAAUUGUUACUUCAACUUUCCAUCAGAUUAUUUACAAUUCUCGAUACAUA